AUGACACUCGACCACUGCCCAGACUUCGCCCUGGCCGGGGCUGCGGCGCCGACGGGCGCCCCGGCCUCCGUGGAGAAGCCGAAGGACCAGAAGAAGCGGGAGUGGCUGAAGGUAUACGAGACGUUGCCCGCGCAGUUGCUCAACGUGUAUGGGCCUUCGAAGUUCGCGAAGUUGAAGGACGCGCAGGAGCCGGAGCGGAGGGGUGUCGGUAUUAACCGUUUCAUUCACGCGAUGAAGACCUUCUGCGAGUAUCAAAAGGAUCCCUCGGUAAUGGCGGGGAACAAGGCGGUAUUGAAGGAGCAGAUGUAUAACGAUUUGUACAAAGAGAUUGAUGAGAUCCUGCCGGCCUUGCAGUAUUGCCUGGCACCCGAGAAGCAGCCUGAGAAGAAGGGUGCUGCUCUCCUCCGUGCGAGCGGUACGGACGACGCAGUGUUGGCGACCGCGAAGACGGGGCCGGAGUUGGACAAGUAUGCGAAGCAGGUCUAUGACUGGCUCGACAAGACUAAACUGUCGCGAGUCCGUAUGAUGGCCAAUUGGCAAAGUUGCGGGGGGUUGGCCUUUGUGGCUCAAUGCCACCAUCGGGCUACCACCUGUUUCAGGUAUCACGGCAACAGCUUUCACGGAGCUGGUCCAUCGCAGCACGAGGUAUCACUUCAAGACUUCCAGGCCGCUGUGAAGCUCCGCCACUCGGUCGGCCACAACGGUAUGGACGUGGAGGGGGUGAGCGAGGUCUCCGGCGUCAACGACUUCGGGUCAUCCUGA
Molecule: messenger RNA, 762 nt
Organism: Prorocentrum cordatum
Lineage: Eukaryota; Dinophyceae; Prorocentrales; Prorocentraceae
Source: the annotation of a GenBank genome assembly